Syngnathus acus (greater pipefish) is the source of this 6650-nucleotide messenger RNA. RefSeq names its product YLP motif containing 1 (gene ylpm1). Gene Ontology annotation, cellular component: nucleus. Gene Ontology annotation, biological process: regulation of telomere maintenance. NCBI's taxonomy places the organism in Eukaryota, Metazoa, Chordata, Actinopteri, Syngnathiformes, Syngnathidae. The record is from RefSeq and is a predicted model, not a curated record.
AAUACGUGACGUCACUUCGCGGUGGUACUGGCGGACGCCACAUUCACAGCCACUCCAACCGACGGAUGUAAAAAAUAUAUAGCCGAGAAAUAAAAGUACACAUUUCUAAUUCCAAGAGAUAAUUUAAGUCGUUAUUGGUGCGGGUAAAACGUUUUUUUUUUUUUUUUAACGGGACGUUGUCGGUUUGUAUAAUAUGAUGUAGCUGCUCUCGUUUGGCGAGAGCUAGCUAGCGAGCGAGCGAGCGUUAGCAUCGUGCGUAUCGAGGCCCCGGCUGAAUGUGAGCACAAAGGCAGCGCCCCCACCGCACGCCUCGUUUCGGAACAAUGUAUCCUUCGUGGAACUAUGGUGCGCCCCAGUCGCAAAACUACUCAGCGCCCGGGCCGCGUAAGCUCCCGGGCGGAGGCCACGCAGGCCCGCCGACGGGUUUCGGCUCUUUACAGGCCCCGUCGAGCGGCUCCAUGUUCUCGAGCCUGCAGGAGCAGCACCUCCAGCAGAUGCAGCAGCUCCAGAUGCUGCACCAGAAGCAGCUCCAGAACGUGCUCCAUCCGAAUAGCGCACCACCGUCCUUUGGUGGCGGACUCUCGGGGGGCUACUCGGCGCCGACCUGGCAGUCGACGGAAGCGCCUCCUUUGGACCGAAGCACCGGGAUGCACUCCCACAUGAAAGGAGACAACGCCGCGAUACAGCCGGACCACUCGCAGCCGCCUCCAAUUUCUUUAUACGCGCACAAGAUUGAACCUAAAGCGGCUCCUCCGCCUGAGAGCCAGUCAGUUAAGCCGCUGGACGCCAACGCUGCUCCGGAUGCAAAAGCAAAGGACCCAGUCGGUAAAGACAAGAACUCCACUUUGCAGGAUCAGCAGCAACUAUGGUACAAGCAGCAUCUAGAGAAUCUGCAGAAGUUAAGGCAAGAGAAAGCCAAGCCCAAUCAAAAUAAUGCAGAACCCCCCCCCAGCAGCCAAGCCAUGCAGCCGCCUCCUCCGUCCGAGCCUCCCAAAGGCGAGCCUCCUCCUCCCCCUCCGAAGGAGGAGCAACCGGCGCCGCCUCCACCCCCUGAGCCUGACAAAAAGCAAGACCCGGAAGAGGCGGCCCGACUCCAGCAACUCCAGGCUGCGGCGGCUCAGUGGCAGCAGGUUCAGCAGCAGAGGGUCGGCUUGCAUUAUCAGGCUCUAAUGCAGCAGCACGAAAAGCUUCAGCAAAUACUGGAAAAGUAUCAGCCACUUAUUCAGCAACCUUCAAACCUCGAGUCAAUGGCUCCCGAGAUGCAGCUGAGGCAUUACGAAAUGCAAAAGCAGCAGUUCACGCCUCUUUUCCGAGAUUGGGAGCUUACCUUCAAGCUGUGGUCCGAGCAGUUCCAAACGUACCCGCACAAAGACCAGCUGCAUGACUAUGAGAGCCAGUGGAAGCAGUGGCAGGAUCAGAUGAAUGCCACCAACGUCCACAUUCAGGAGACCAUCGUUGCACUCACUGCCAUGGUGCCCUACGCCGCCAUGCAGUAUAACAAUGCAGCCAUGGCGCAGUAUGGCGCUUACCCGGGACAAGACAUGCGAAUGCCACCACCUUCCAUGACUCAGCCGCCGCCACCCAUGACUCAGCCGCCGCCAUCGAUGACUCAGCCGCCGCCAUCGAUGACUCAGCCGCCGCCAUCGAUGACUCAGCCGCCGCCAUCGAUGACUCAGCCGCCUCCGUCGAUGACUCAGCCGCCGCCGCCGAUGACUCAGCCGCCGCCGCCGAUGACUCAGCCGCCGCCGUCGAUGACUCAGCCGCCGCCGCCGAUGAAUCAGCCUCCCCCGCCGAUGACCCAGCCUCCCCCGCCGAUGACCCAGCCUCCCCCGCCGAUGACCCAGCCGCCCCCGCCGAUGACCCAGCCGCCCCCGCCGAUGACCCAGCCGCCCCCGCCGAUGACCCAGCCGCCCCCGCCGAUGACCCAGCCGCCGCCUCCACCACCAACAACUCAGCCACAAAUAAAUCAGCCACCACCAACGCCUCCUGCGGUUGCUGCCAGUCUCACAUCCCAAGGCCCACCUCCCGGUCCUCCGCCGGGUCCUCCGCCGGGUCCGCCGCCGGGUCCUCCGCCGGGUCCUCCGCCGGGACCCCCGCACACUUCAACUCCUGGACCCCCACCCAGAGGAAGCACCCCCUCUGGAAUGGGAGCCAAGUGUCCUGUUAAUGUUCCGCCACCAAACUUCAACAGCAUUGGGGGCCCAAGAGAAAACAUCAGCGGAUUCAACCAGCCAAUGACGUUUGACGGAGGACCUCUAAGAUUUGGUCAGCGUUUUGAUCGUCCCCCUCCGUUUCAGCCACCUCAACAGCACUUUGACGGUCCUCCUCGGUUUAACCAACCCAGGAUGCGCUUUAAUGGGCCUUCUGGGUUUGAUCAGCCCCGCCAGAGCUUUGACGCUUCGCCUGGUUUUCAGCAACCCGGUUCACGUUUUGAUGGGCCUCCCAGGUUUGACCAGCCCAAGCAGCGUUUGGACGGUGCUUCCAGAUUUGACCAGCCGCCCCCAUUCGGCAAGCGCUCUAGAUUUGACCAACCCCCUCGACAGGCUUGCCCGCAGCCUCCUGUCAAAGGCCCACCAGUUCCGCCACCAAAAAAGGAAGAACCCCCGUCUCAAGCGCAACAGGGCCCCACGCAAGCUGUCAGCGAGGACUCUUCCUUAAAAGCAGUUGAAUUGCCUCCAACCGACGAGCAAAACCAUACAAAGAAUUUUAGUAAUGGCACCACGGACAAAGACACGAUCGAUGACUUGGUGGAAAGUGGUGGAUUUUUUCUUCCUAGCGAACCAAUACCUCAGAACAAAAAUGCACGCACCGAGGAAGAUGAUUCUAUGGACAUUUGCAACUCCCCCAAACAAGUUGACAGUGAUUUAAGCCAGCCUGCUGCUGCUGCUGCUGCUGCUGCUGCUGCUGCUGCUGCUGCUGCUGCUGCUGUUGCUGCUGCUGCUCCUCCUGUGGAAUCACAGCAAGCCAAUUCACCCAAUUACCUUCAAUUGAACGGCCCGUCAAACAGCAGCGCUCCCGCCUCCCAAAAACAAGAGGAGGAACAACCGCCUACAGAAGCGCAAUUAAGACCGGAACCUGGAGGUCCUUUCCCAAAUAGAGGACGAGGUCAGCCCAUGCAAGGCAGAGGACGAGGGCAGAGGGGACACGGAGACUUCAGGGGGCAAAACACAGGAGCACCUGUGGGGGAGCCUCAUGAAUUUAUGCCUCCUGAGGAAGAAUGUCAUCAGGCGCAAGAGGACUGUCACUGGCAGGAUCCACCAUACGAGGAGUUUGGCGAGUCUGAGGAACCAGCUGAAGAAAUUUGGAUGCCAGAGGAGCAUCACUUCGGCGCAGAGGAAGAGUAUUACGAAGAACCCAUGCAAGGACCUCUCAGAGGUAGAGGUGGGCCAAUGAUGAGAGGACAUUUUCCCAUGCCCCGAGGAGGACCACCAAUGGGUAGAGGAGGGCCACCCAUGGGUCGAGGCGGACCCAUGAUGGGUCGAGGCGGACCCAUGAUGGUUCGAGGCGGACCCCCGAUGGGCCGAGGCGGACCCCCCAUGGGUCGAGGGGGGCCGCCCAUGGGUCGAGGUGGGCCGCCAAUGGGCAGAGGUGGGCCGCCUAUGGGUAUGACAGGACCAGACAUUGCUACAGGUCCACCCAUGGGCAGAGGCGGGCCUAUGGGCAGAGGUGGUCCGCCCAUGGGCAGAGGAGGUCCACCCAUGGGGAGAGGAGGUCCGCCCAUGGGAAGGGGCUGUCCGCCCAUGGGAAUGGGAGGUCCGCACAUGAGUAGAGGAGGUCCACCCAUGGGAAGGGGUGGUCCGCACAUGGGGAUGGGAGGUCCACACAUGGGGAGGGGGGAACCUAUGGACAGUCAAUGGGACGAAACAGGGCCAGCUGAGUACCAUGAAGAAGAGGAACCCUGUUGGGGGGAUGGGGGCCCUCCAAUGAGAGGGAUGAGACCUCCAUUUCCGCCUAACCGCGGUCGUCCACCCCGCGGCCAUCCUGGAUUCAUGCGGGGUCGAGGACUCCCGCCGCACCGAGCGCACGGGCCAGUCGAGGAAGAGUCAUUUGGCUAUGGUAGGGAGUCUGGCGAUAUGGGCAUGGAGCAACCGGGUCCUUACAUGGGCCACGGGGAUGGUCCUCAUAACUUAAUGCACGCCGGUGCAAGAAGAGGCAGGUGGGCACCUCCUCACAAAGUCAUGGAGCCUGAUGAGGAGCCAUUUUAUCAGGAAGAGAUUGAGCCCGAUCAGGACUGGCGGCCACCCUACGGCAGGUGUCCUCCAAUGCCGCACGAGCUCCUCGAAAGAGGUGGCGAAAUGAGGAGACGACCUAUGGGUCGUGGAAUGGCCGGAGGCGCGAUGAGGCCCGGUAUGCCGCACGAAGAGGAGGAGGCGUACGCUUUUGCUUUCGUCGAUGACUACGGCCGCGAAGAAGACGACCGUCACCGGAGGCCGCCUCACUCCGACGACCCUCGAAAUGAAGGUCGGUUCUUCAACCCUGAAUGGGACAGAGAGCAUUCUCCGCGAGACAGAGAGCAUCCACCUCCACCCCCGGAGCACUACCGGGAUGAGCGCUGGCUUGAGGACAGAGAGCGAGGCCCCCCGCAUCGUCCCUUUGAAGAGUACGACCAUAGAAGAGGCGAGAUCAGAGUUCGCGAUUACGCAGAGGAGCCGCCGUCCCGACCGGAAGAUCUGCCACGUCCUUCCGAAUGGGAUCGGCCUUCUAGAUUCGACCCGCCGGCAGAAAGAGCUUUCCCCGCCUAUCGUGACGGCAGAGAUGAAGCUCCUCUGGAAAGAGCUCCGCUUCCAAAUGAACCUGGCGGAAACCCGCCAGAGUGUUCUGGCGACAUGCACGGAGGGAAUCUGCUGGCUCUUUCCCAGCGGCAGCAUGAAAUCAUCUUAAAGGCUGCCCAGGAAUUGAAACGCCUUCGGGAGCAGCAGGAGGUGAAAACCGAUCCUACUUCUCAGCACACGAUUGUUGACACCUUACCUGACCUUCCCGCCGGGAUUAUGGGUUUGGAGAUCCCGACCGAAGUCCGAAAUGCGCUAAAGGGCAUGAGCUCAUCUGCCCAGACGGCCGUAUCGCAGUCUUGGGAUCCCAAUCCCGCCGCGUCUGUGCCCACGGUGAUUCCAAAGACUGUGGAUUACGCCCACGGACACGAACCCGGUACCACUGUGGAGAGGAUCGCUUAUGGUGAGAGGAUUGUGUUGAGGCCCGACCCGGACCGCUGCUAUGAAAAAGAACCUCUCCGAGAUCCUUACAGCAGGGACCCCUAUUACGACAGACGACCGGACCCUUACAUGGAGCGCCUGGAGUUCAGUCGAGAAAGAGAAUUCUACAGAGAAACCCCUCCGCAAGAAUAUGAACGGGAACGAUUCGGGCGGGAACGAUACCCUCCGAGAGAUCGAGACGAUAGGCCCCCUCAUCGUCCGGGCUACCGGGAACGAGACCUGGACUUUCGAGAGAGGGACCGGAGCGGCAGCCGCGAUCGGGAGGACCCUUUCGGGAGGCCGGGCUACGAAAGGCCGCCGCCACCCUAUGAGCGCACCGGACACGAGCGCGGCGGCAGCGGAGGGCCCGAGCGCUACGGACAUCCCUCCUCUCCCUUUGACCGAAGAAGCUACCCUGAGGAGCGAGGCCCCCCCUCGGCAACGCCGCAGCCAGCUGUGGAGAAGAAGCCCGAGAUCAAGAACGUGGACGAUAUUCUCAAGCCCCCCGGAAGGCUGACGCGGCCCGAGAGGAUUGUCGUCAUCAUGAGAGGACUCCCGGGCAGCGGAAAGAGCCACGUUGCAAAGCUCAUACGGGAUAAAGAGGUGGACUGUGGCGGCGCCCCACCAAGAGUUUUGGUUUUGGAUGACUACUUCAUGACAGAGGUUGAGAAGACCGAGAAAGACCCAGACACGGGCAAAAGGGUCAAAAGAAAGGUCCUCGAGUACGAGUACGAGCCGGAGAUGGAGGACACCUACCGCGGCAGCAUGCUCAAGACCUUCAAGAAGACCCUGGAUGAUGGCUUUUUCCCUUUCAUCAUCUUGGACACCAUCAAUAACCGGGUCGGGCAUUUUGAUCAGUUCUGGAGCGCUGCCAAAACCAAAGGCUUUGAGGUCUACAUCGCCGAAAUCAGCGCCGACGCCCACACUUGCGCAAAGAGAAACACCCACGCGCGCACGCUGAAGGAUAUCCUCAAGAUGUCCAACACCUGGGAGUCCACCCCUCGUCAUAUGGUGCGUUUGGACGUGCGAGCCCUGCUGCAGGACGCCGCCAUCGAGGAGGUGGAAAUGGAGGACUUCCAUCCCGAGGAGGAGCCCAAGGAAGCCAAGAGAGAGGAGGAGGAAGACGGGGAUCGGGGCUACAUUCCAAAAAGCAAAUGGGAGAUGGACACGUCGGAAGCAAAACUCGACAAGCUGGACGGUUUGGGGAUUGGCAGCAAGAGGAAGCGUGACGCCGCUCACAUGGCAGGCAUGGAGGACUACCUUCAGCUGCCCGAUGACUACGCCACCCGCAAGUCUCAGCCCGGGAAGAAAAGGGUGCGGUGGGCCGAUCUGGAAGAGCAAAAAGACGCCGACCGCAAGCGUGCGAUCGGCUUUGUGGUGGGCCAAACGGACUGGGAAAAAAUUACAGACGAUAGCGGGCGCCUUGCACAGAAAGCGCUCAACCGUACAAAAUAUUUCUGA